AUGUAGUCCUUGGGCGUAACCUGGUGCUCGUGGGCACCACAUUGGUGACCCCUGCUCUAGUCUGAAAAGACUCAAAAAUGCUCAAAGGAGUGAAUGUGACCCAAAGUCAACUGGCUCCUAGUCACCCUCGACUAUGAACAGAAUGGGCGUUAGAUGGGAUGAAUACAUGGUACCACUCAAAUGUUUUCAUUCUGAGAGGAACUAUAAUAAUCUGUCAGCGCUAUUGCUACUGUUUCUUCUAAUUUGACAAAGAUUACGAUACUAUCAAGUGGUAACUGAGGGUGGAGGUUUUGCAGGCCCCAAACCACUGGUUGUUACAAACACAGAUGUGCUGUGAGUCAGACAAACAUAAAACUUGUACAGGACAUACAGCACAUGUGCAGCCAAGAGUAAAUUCAGUGUAUUUCCUCUCAUUUGCUUUUGUUGUGCAUUUGGCCUAAAACAUUUGAAUGUUUUAGGUCAAAGAAAAAAGGUAGUAAUGUCUAGUGCACAGAUCAGGGUGCUCUGUGCAAACCUCAGCGCAACCACAGUGGCGGAGGCUGCCGCCUGGUUUGAACUGAAAAGAAAAUAGAAUGUUUCCAAAAACUUGGAUGUCCAAAGAAAAGUGUGAGUGUCGAGUGAAAGAAUGAUGGAAAGUACGAACUGAGAAAGAGAAACCGUAGGGGGAAAAAAACAGCAAAAGAUGAUAGGAAAGGAAGCGAGUGAGGGAAGGAGGGGAGGGAGAGUGAGGCCCAGUGACCUCACGUCACAUGUGACGCGGGCUCCACCACUCACAGAGGGGGAGAGUUUGUGCCUGUGUGUGUGGAGGAUGGCGAGGAGGAUGCAGAUGCAUUGUGGCUUUUAGCUUUUUACUAGCACUGACGCCUUAGUCAGGGUACCAACAUUGGGCGAGAGAAACAAGGACCACGCUAUCAGGCUACGUUGCUAACCUCAGACUCCGCAGCCCGUUGCGUCAAAGACCACCACGAACCGAACCCUUCUCGUCCCUUGAGGUCAGUUUGGAAGGCCUCCUGUCAUCUCCAGCUCAGUCACGAACCCAAACUUCUUGCUUGCAAACAGUUCUAGGAGCUGAAUGACUGCUGUCCUCUCGGGCUCACAUCCGUCUCUUCCCAAAGGUUGGUGGAGGCCGAGUGCUGAGAGACGUUCCUUGUCAUGGCAUCCAACAGCAUCUUUGACUCCUUCUCCAACUACAGCAGCAGUCUGCUCAGAGAGCCGCCCACCACCAGACGGUUCACGCCGCCCUCCACGUCCUUCACCUGUAGUAAGCUCGUAGACGGCACCGGGGCCAUGGCCACCCCGGGGCCGCUCAGGGCCAGACCCGACACCAGGAAUGUGGUGGACGUCCUGGCGGACCACGCCGGCGAGCUGGUCCGGACCGACAGCCCCAACUUCCUGUGCUCGGUCCUGCCGUCCCACUGGAGGUGCAACAAGACUCUCCCCGUGGCGUUUAAGGUUGUGGCCCUCGGCGAUGUCCCCGACGGCACUCUGGUCACCGUCAUGGCCGGGAACGACGAGAACUACUCGGCCGAGCUGAGGAACGCCUCCGCCGUGAUGAAGAACCAAGUGGCCCGCUUCAACGACCUGCGCUUCGUUGGGAGAAGCGGACGAGGAAAAAGCUUCACGCUGACCAUCACAGUUUUUACCGGACCGCCUCAAGUGGCCACAUACCACCGCGCCAUCAAGGUCACUGUGGAUGGGCCACGUGAACCGCGAAGACACAGAGUGAAGAUGGAAGACUCUCAGAAGCAAUUUUCGGACAGGCUGUCAGAAAUCGAACGCUACCAGAGAACCAUGCGAAUAGGUCCGGUGAACAAUAACCCUCGGCCCCUUCCCCAAAGUCACCUAAGCACCACACCAGCAGCUCUGUGGCAAGAUCAGAUGGACACCCCUUCUCUGAAGACAUGCAAGGUGGAGGAAGACCUCAGACCAUGGCCAGGGACAACCGAUCUAUUCCAGCAGAGGACCACCUUCCCGUCUCCCCUGACCGACCCCCGCUUCUCAGACCCCCGCAUACAUUACCCAGGGGCCUUCCCUUACUCCACCAACACUUCCAGCACUGGCAUCAGCGGCCUCAGCAUGUCUGCUCCAUCGAGAUACCACACCUACCUGCCGCCUCCCUACUCAAACAACCAGAGCCAAAACUUCCAAUCCAACUCCUACUUGUAUUACGGCACAGGAUCUGGGUCCUACCAGUUCUCCAUGGUUGCAAACACCGGAGGUGAGCGCUCCCCUACCCGUCUCCUCUCCUGCUCGGGUGCCUCGGGCACCGGUGGCACCAACAGUCUGAUGAACCCAAGCCUGAACACCCAGAGCGAUGGCGUAGACGCUGACGGCAGCCACAGCAAUUCCCCCACGGCCAUGAGUGCCUCGGGCCGUCUGGAUGAAUCUGUCUGGAGGCCUUACUGACUGGUAGACGCUUGGAACCCGAUGAUACGGGAAGGGUGGAAAAGUGAGGAGAAUGAUGAACAAAAUCCCGAACACUGAAAGAAAAGAAGCAAAAAAAGAGAUAAAAGAUGCAUGUUUGUCUUUCAUUUCCAUAGCAGUCGCUUAUUAAGACUUUCUGCAUUUGAAGUUGACAGAACGUCCACGUAUUUUGUAAACUCUUGUGUGAAUUUUUGCACUGUGCUAAGAUAUGUACCCUUUAAGCCUAUCAAAAGCCAUACGAACUGAGAGAAGCCAUAUACUGUAGUUAACAGCAGACGGUGGACAGACUCUUCAGACUGAGUCAGCCCUCAUGAGGGUGAACGAGAGCAACCAGACUGAAUGUUUGCCCCGUGAGUGACUCAGACAUCCCUCCAAGGCUUGGCUCCACUGCUGUAGCAAUCAGUCCUUCUAAGCUUCCACUUGGAAUUAUGCAAAAACAUGAUGUCAAACCUAUUUUUAAAAAAUACUCCCAGGUAGCAUCCUAAGCGUCAUCAUAUGCCCAGAUGGCCCUAACUUAUUAUUCAAAUAGACACCUUGGCGAUGUGGUAUGCAGGUUGGCUUCAGUACAGUACAGUUGGACGUCCUCUGCUGUGACAUCAGGGAAUCAAGUUUGAAAAAGAUGGACGACAAUAUUUGGAGGAAUGUACAGAGGAGACUUUGCUCUCUUUAGUCCCUGCAGGAAUAAGCAAGCCCCUUGACUCUUUGCCUUUUAUUGAGGCAUUCUGGUGUUUUGAAACUGGAUGACACGGUUUACUUUUUGAUAUUUAUUUGAGCCAAAUUCUGAGGAAAUGUGUGCGUCUACCCCCACAUCCUUAAAGCAUUUCUCUUCGUCUUUCCUCUUUUUAUAUAUAUAUUUUUUACAGUAUAUGGAUAUCAUGUUUUGUUGUUAAGUAUACAUUUGGAAUUCGUGUAAUAUAUUGCAACUAAAUUAUGAAAGAAAACAAAGCUUUAAUGUUAUUAUUUUGUCUUUCAAUGUAGCUUUGAUGCACUAAAAAUCUUUAUUCUAUAUGAACCACGCCCAACUUUGUUUGUGAGAUGGUAGCUAAGCCCUUCAUCUUUUCAUUUUCCCAAAUUUACCUUCCUGUGCUUACAAGCCAUUUGCUUCAUUUUUGCACUAUUCCAAUUAUGAUUCCCCAUCCCCAUCCCCAGCCCUGUUUCCUACUUACAGACAUCUAAAAAAAAACGAUAACAUUUGUGCAUUUUCGUGUACGUAUUUGCUGAACACACAUAUGCACAGCUCCUAAUUUAACAUCCACGUACAUACCGGCAUCACACACGUGUGUGUUAGUGCGUACACUUCCCUUGUCGCUACCCUUGUGAGCCUUCAAUCGCUGAAGAAGGUAGAAGAGAGGGAUGUCAGGGAGGUCACAGUGGUGUCUUCUUACCAACACCAAAGGCGAUUAUUCCAAAGAAGAAAGCUGUCUACUGGUCACAGGCCCUUUGUUCUGGUUAAUCUGGAAGGACUUUGAAACCUUUCUGGCCUUCAAUGUUGCUUUUGGACUAAUUUAAUCAUUGGUGCCAGGGGCUCAUGACUCUGGCACUAUUUCAUACACCCACAUAAGAUGAUCUUCUGUGUAUCAGGUAUCAAGCAAAGAGAAGAUCUUCCACAACAUGAGUCAUGAUUCUAAAAGUUGUUUGGUUCCAAAAUGAGAGAAUAGUGAGCCAAAAAAGAAUGAGCAUUUGCUCCAAGUUAUGCAAUCAUACAGUCUUUAUUUCUCUUACCAUUCAAUCAAUUUCUAGAGCACUUGUCCUUAUUAGGGUCAUGGAUGAUCAUGGAUGAGGUGGAGCCUAUCUCAUCUUAACUUUGGGCAAGAGGUUGGGAACACCAGGGACUGCUUUCCAGUCAAUCACAGCCUUAUUCCUCUUACUAUGUCACAUUCCUGUCUCCUUGUGCUACAGAGGAAAAGCACCUUCCCUGCCCCCCUUUACAAUGUGGUUGAAGACUUUUAUUGUAGCCAAACAAAAAACAAAACAAAAAAAACGCAGCUACAGAAACAAAACCAACAAAAAAAAAUAUUUAUACGUGUAAAAAACAGUGAAUGAUGGCUGUGUGGUAAAAGUCAUGUCAUUCUCAAUGUAAAACUAGGAAGCCAAAUUGUAUCCGUGAAUUGUAUUUUAAUGUAUAUUGGAUUAAUGGCCACAAUACUACUUGCUUGUUUCUUUUCAAAAGAAUUCCCAUUUUCUUUCAAUGUACCAAAAACCUUAAUUGCUUUCUUUGUUUUUAUGCUCAAAGCAUGUACAUGAGAUGUUAAUUUAAAGAAUCCCUGUAUGUAUUAAUAUCAUUCAUGUUUCCAUAUGAGUGCUUGUAAAGUUUGCAGAUAAUGUAGUUUUUAAUAAUUGUAAUUAAAAACAAAUGUGUUACA
Phyllopteryx taeniolatus (common seadragon) is the source of this 4787-nucleotide messenger RNA. It is a transcript of the gene runx3, whose product is annotated as RUNX family transcription factor 3. The transcript is spliced from 8 exons. Lineage: Eukaryota; Metazoa; Chordata; Actinopteri; Syngnathiformes; Syngnathidae. The record is from RefSeq and is a predicted model, not a curated record. The coding region runs from base 1153 to 2406 and encodes 417 amino acids. Gene Ontology annotation, biological process: regulation of cell differentiation; regulation of transcription by RNA polymerase II; neuron differentiation. Gene Ontology annotation, molecular function: DNA-binding transcription factor activity, RNA polymerase II-specific; RNA polymerase II cis-regulatory region sequence-specific DNA binding; ATP binding. Gene Ontology annotation, cellular component: nucleus.